UAGCUGUGCUCUCUCAGAAAGGUUUCCACGGAAGACCAGCGUCGAGAUCCUUAGGUGGUAUCUUGACAUUAAGCUGAGUGGAGACCUUUUCAGUGACGCUUAAUAAUAAAUUGAUUCUGUCGUCUCAUGUAUUACUUAAACUUAAGCGUUUUCUGAAUAAAUUUCUUCUAUUCUAUUCUAUUCUAAAACAGUAUAAGUACAGUUUUAGCACUUAAAGACUAAGGAUAAGGAAAAGUUUACAAAAUGCCUGAACUAGGAGUUCCUGUGUUUCAGGCAGAAUAGGACCAUAUUAAUUAAUUUGUAAUUGUUACAGUUGUUUAAAAAAUAUCUUAUAUGUGUGUAUGGCCCACUCACACAUGCAUAGCGUAGUUAAUAAGUAUUUUCCUAUACACACCUCAGUCUUCAAUAAAUCGUAGAACAAGCAACACUCAUUUGUAUUAUUCAAAAAACUGCAAGAUCCAAAAUCAACCUUAUUACAACCACCAUAUGGUCCAAACCGAACCGGAUAGCAACAAAGAAGUCUUUAGUUCGCCGGAGACCGAGAACAAAAGGACUGCAUUCCAGAGCGAUAAGGCGGCCGGCGACUGUUUUUUCAUAGUGAACAUUUUGUGAUCUUUGCAUUUAAAUUGCAAUACUUUGUUCUUUGCAUUUACUUUGCAGUGUGCUUUGCAAUCAAAUAGCAAGUUAUAAACAUUAUAAAGUGAUUAGACAUGACAUGAAACAUUUGAAUGCAACUAAAUAAUAUAAUAAGAUUGAACUUUUUCGUCGUUUAUCUACGUGAAAUUAAGUGAAACAAAAUGUCAACUACGGAACAAUUAUUAAGUUUGUUACAAGAUACAGCAAAUAUAUUACAAAAAACGCAAACAAAUCUCAAGAAAUGUUCUAAAGCACGACUUACAAGGGGUUAUCUCGAGUCGCGAUUAAAAAAUAUAGAACAUUACUGGAGUAUAUUUCAAAGUGCGCAUCACGACCUUCUUAAGUGUACACCGACGGAAAGGCGAAUGGACAUACCUUAUUUGGUUAAUGAAGAUUACUACAUUCAUGAAGAUUUGUAUUUUUGCUUGAGUGGCGAUAUAAAAGACAUGCUAUCAUCGUUUUCGAGUGGUAAAUGCAAUCAUACUGCCACUGACAGUUCCAUAACAGGAGAUAAAGUGAAGUUACCUCGCGUACAGCCACCAGUUUUCAGUGGUAGUUAUGAAGAUUGGCCAACGUUUCAAGACAUAUUUGAGUCACUUAUACACAAUAACAGCUCGUUAACCAACGUUGUGAAGUUGCAUUUUUUGAAAAAUAGUGUCAGUGGCGAAGCACAAGCUUUACUUAAGCACAUACAAGUAACAGACGCUAAUUACGAAGAAGCUUGGAAGACUUUAAAGAACCGUUACGGAAACAAAAGAAUAAUUGUUAACGCUAUCAUGAAAAGAUUAUUCUCGCAGAAAAAGUUAUACUCGCAAACUGCUAACCAAAUCAAAUCACUUUUAGACACAACUACGGAGUGUUUGAACAGUCUAAGCAACCUUAAGGUAUCCGUUGAAUCCUGGGAUCCCAUGAUAGUGCAUUUGAUUGUGUCGAAACUUGAUACAGAGACUCAUAAGGACUGGGAAGAAUAUUCCUUUAAGAGUACACCGGAUGACUUACCGAAGUGGUCAGAAUUGAGGACUUUUCUUGAAACCAAAUUCCGUACUCUGGAAUUUAUACACCACACUACUUCGACAGCUCCCUCAAGUUCUCGACCGGCUACGCAGAAAACCUUCCAUUUAACUUCGCCAGCUCCUUCUAAUGUCCAAAGUAGCUUAAAUACAACAUCACCAGCGACUUCAAUUAGAACAUGCAUCAAGUGUAACGACAAUCACACGCUGAGUCACUGUAAGGAUUUUGCAAGUAUGGACGUAGCUGAAAGAAAUGACUACGUGAAAACAAACAAUUUAUGCUAUAACUGUCUGCUCAGCGGCCACUCCGUAUUCAAGUGCCGUUUACCAACAUCCUGUCAAAUCUGUCAUAAACGUCAUCAUUCCCUACUACAUCACACAAAGAACGAGGAUAUAAAGGCACAUCUUAAUCAGAUGGAAGAAAAUAAUGAUGAUGAUAGUGAUGAUGUACCAAAAGAAGAUAGAGAAAAUGAUAUUACCAUAGCAACGCACUUCAUUACUAAAAAGACAGAUGCUUUAUUAGCUACAGCGCUUGUCCUGGUGAAAGGUGACAAGGGGCAAGUGCUCACACUACGGGCUUUAAUUGAUCAAGGUUCAGAAGCGAACUUCAUCACGGAGAGAGCCGUGCAGAUGAUGAAACUACACAAGACACCUGUCAGGGGUUCAGCCACAGGACUGCAAUCAAUGAAGACCUCAGUUAACAGUAUGGUACAGUGUGAGCUUCAGUCAAGAUUUGACACUAAUUUCGACCUAAACAUCAAUGCAUUUGUCUUAUCUACUCGAGUAACCACUGAGCUCCCAUCAAAAGCACUCACCAACACUCACCACGCUUGGCAGCACCUUAACGGACUCGAUCUGGCAGACCCGAACUACCAUCAACCAGGUCGAGUAGACAUGCUUCUAGGCGUUAAGGUCUAUGCACAAAUUUUACUGAAUGGCUUAAUCAAAGGUCCUCCAGGCUCACCGUGUACACAAAAUACAAGCCUCGGAUGGAUUGUGUUCGGAGACGCUGAAGGCAAUUCUUCAAAAAAUAUUGUUGUCAUGCAUCACAAAUUCGACUUAGACCUUCUGGUAAAAAACAUGUGGGAACUGGAUUCAGCAGAAAAACCAGAACUUACUGCGGAUGAGAAGCUUUGUGAAUCGAUUUAUGCAAAUACAACUACCAGAACAAAAGAAGGAAGAUAUGUAGUGAAACUCCCUACAAGAACAGAUAAAUUAAAGUCAACAGAAGGUCAAACAAGGGACAUAGCACUAAGAAGAUUCAAACAAUUAGAACGAAAAUUUGAGAAGGACAAAGAAUUCAAAAGGGAAUACACCAAGGUCAUAGAAGAAUAUUCAACAUUGAAGCACAUGGAAGAAGUUCCAGACACGGAAAUAGAAACCCCAUCAGUGUAUCUCCCACAUCAUGCUGUGAUUAGGAACGACAAAAACACGAAAGUGAGAGCUGUGUUUGAUGCUUCAUCUAAAGGCACAAACAAUAUUUCACUCAAUGAAGAGCUACUGGUGGGUCCACAGCUUCAAGAAGAUUUAAGAAACAUAAUCAUGAGAUGGCGUAUGAAGAAAAUCUGCUUCGUUGCAGACAUACAGAAAAUGUAUCGUCAAAUUUUAGUUACCAAACAAGAUGCAGAUCUACAGCGUAUACUUUGGCGCAAAAGUGCAGCAGACCCUAUCAAAGAAUACCGCCUGCUUCGUGUCACGUUUGGUACAGCAUCUGCACCCUACUUAGCUGUGAAAACGUUACAAAGGGUCGCUGAAGACGAAGGAAAACAUCAUCCAGUAGCUGCAAAAACGAUUAAAGAAGAUUUCUACAUGGAUGACCUCAUGUCGGGUCAAGAUAACGUAGAAGACGCUGUAGAUGUGGCGAAAAAUGUAGCAAAAACUCUAAAAAACGGAGGAUUUGAUCUGCAGAAAUGGUCGUCUAAUAGCACCAACUUUUUAAAGCAAUUCCCACCGGAUGAGAGAAACAGUAAUGUAAACAUGGAUAUCAACCUGGAUGGAACUGUAUGUGCACUGGGUAUCACUUGGAACAUGGGUGAAGACAGUUUUCAGUACAAACUUGAACUACCCCAGCAGCCAAGCACUAUUACAAAGAGAAACAUACUAGCAGAAACGCAAAAACUGUUCGAUCCUUUGGGAUGGUUGGCACCAAGCAUAAUUCAAGCCAAGAUGCUUAUCCAGAAACUUUGGUUGCAUCGAUCAAGUUGGGAUGAUGAAGUAGAACUUGAAAUAAAAGAAGAAUGGUUAAACAUAAGACACAAUUUUGAAAACUUAAAGGACGUUCAUAUACCAAGAUGGCUGCACAUCACUAAACUAAGACUAGACAAAACUACGAUACACGGAUUUUCUGAUGCAUCUACAAAAGCUUAUGCAGCUGUCGCUUAUUUAAGAGUAGAAACUGAAGAAGGUGAUAUCAAGACGAAUAUCAUUGCUGCCAAAGUUCGUGUAAGUCCAGUGAAACCAGUAUCUUUGCCACGAUUAGAACUAUGUGGCGCUGCGCUGCUGGCAAAGCUGCUUAAACAAAUUAGAGAAGCCAUGAGAAUCCCUGAAAGUCAAGUGGUCGCAUGGACAGACUCAACCAUAGUUUUGUCGUGGUUAAAAGGAGACCCUAACCGCUGGCAAACCUUCGUCAGGAAUCGCGUGGUGUCCAUUCUCGAUGACAUUGGUGAUAAAUGGUAUCAUGUCCCAUCCCAAUCGAACCCUGCGGAUAUUGCGUCACGUGGUUCACCGCUACCAGAACUCAUCUCACAUCAUUUAUGGUGGAAUGGGCCAGAAUGGCUAAAAACUCAUGAUAUUCUAUUCAAUAAGCCAGACACCACGACAGACCUGGAAAUGAAACGAACCUUCCACACCAACCUCAAGGUACAAGAAGAAGAUAAUUAUUCAAUUGUAAACCAGUUUGACGAUUUUGAUGAUUUACAAGAACUUAUUAAGACGAUUACAUACUGCAGACGCUUUUUAAACUAUAAGAAGCUUACCCCGAACCCCAUAUUCACAACAGAAGAAUUACAAAAUUCAUUGAUAAGUUGUAUUAAAUUGGUUCAAAAACAUGCAUUUAAUGAUGAUAUAACUAGACUAAAAAAUAAUAAAAACGUAAGAUGUGACAGUAAAUUGAAAUCAUUAAAUCCUUACCUGGAUGAAGUCCAUGUACUCAGGGUGGGCGGUCGUCUUAAACACGCAAAUUUGAGCGAAGAUAGCAAGAACCCUAUAAUUUUGGACAGUAAGAACCGACUUACCUUUUUUCUUGUAGCUGAUGCUCAUCAAAGAACCCUUCAUGGCGGACAACAGCUGAUGAUGUGCUACCUAAAAAGUAAAUACUGGAUCCUAAAAAUGAAACAAAAGGUCAGAUCGUACAUCCACAAAUGCCUGAUAUGUGCACGACAAAACGCCACUGCCAAAAAGCAGUUAAUGGGAGAUCUACCUAAGGAACGGGUUACCCCAGCACGUCCAUUUCUGAACAGUGGCGUCGACUUCGCUGGUCCAUAUCAAACACUUAUGUCAAAAGGGAGAGGAUUAAGAACCAUAAAAUCGUACAUAGCUAUAUUUGUAUGUAUGGUUACUAAAGCCAUACACUUGGAGCUUGUCGGAGAUUUAACCUCGGAAGCCUUUAUUGGGGCCUUCAGACGUUUUGUGGCACGAAGAGGCAGGUGCGCACAUCUUUGGAGUGACCAAGGGAGGAACUUCAUCGGAGCAAAUAAGGCUUUGGCAGAAGCAUUUGAAGAAGCAAAAUUGGACUUUGAUGGAGAUAUAGCUACAAAGCUGGCGUUAGAUGGAACUCAGUGGCAUUUUGUACCAGUAUACAGUCCCAAUUUUGGUGGAUUGUGGGAAAGUGGAGUAAAGUCCAUGAAGUUCCAUUUAAAGAGAGUCCUUAAUUCUCAUCUUACCUUUGAAGAAUUUUCAACCCUGAUCUGCCAGGUCGAGUCGUGUCUCAACUCACGGCCUUACGUUCCCAUAGACGACGAUGGAAACGCGAAUCCUUUAACCCCAGGACACUUUUUGAUUGGAGAGGCACCGAUAACCAUACCAUCACCAACCUUCAAAGAUGUGAACACGAACGUUUUGUCCCGUUGGCAACACCUGCAAAAAAUGUUAAAUGAUUUUUGGCAUACGUGGCAACAAAAUUAUUUAUCAACACUCCAACAGAGAACGAAAUGGACAAAAAAGGAACCGGAAUUUGAUAUUGGCCAACUCGUAUUAAUAAAAAACGAAAACUUACCUCCUGGAAAGUGGUUGUUAGGACGCAUUGUUGCCAAACAUCCUGGAAACGACGGCCUAACACGAGUGUACAGUGUCAAGAGCGGUGAAAAUAUUGUCAAACGUUCUAUCAGUAAACUUUGUUUCUUUCCAGUCGAUGUAACAGUAUAGUUAAACUUGUUUAAUUCUGAAGUAUUACAAAAUACUAAUGUUAUACUUGUUAAUAACGUCCAAAAAUUUAUAUAUGUUCUGAUAGAACAUAUUUAUUUUUAUUUUUAUUCAAUUGUAAAUUUCUUGCCAAUUUUGAUAUUUAUGCAAACCUGGUUAAGAAUUUUUACACAUAACAAUGAUGAAUUGUAUUUUAAUUUUGUUAUAAAUUUUGCAUGAUUAUUUGAUUCUGAAAAAGGAUAAUCAAUAUCCUUUUGGUGGGCGGUAUGUUACAGUUGUUUAAAAAAUAUCUUAUAUGUGUGUAUGGCCCACUCACACAUGCAUAGCGUAGUUAAUAAGUAUUUUCCUAUACACACCUCAGUCUUCAAUAAAUCGUAGAACAAGCAACA
Cydia pomonella (codling moth) is the source of this 6394-nucleotide messenger RNA. RefSeq lists its product as uncharacterized. The record is from RefSeq and is a predicted model, not a curated record. The transcript has a single exon. Gene Ontology annotation, biological process: DNA integration. The coding region runs from base 798 to 6008 and encodes 1736 amino acids. Gene Ontology annotation, molecular function: nucleic acid binding. Lineage: Eukaryota; Metazoa; Arthropoda; Insecta; Lepidoptera; Tortricidae.